Enhydra lutris kenyoni (northern sea otter) is the source of this 492-nucleotide messenger RNA. Its product is annotated as gonadotropin releasing hormone 2. Lineage: Eukaryota; Metazoa; Chordata; Mammalia; Carnivora; Mustelidae. The transcript is spliced from 3 exons. Bases 1 to 492 code for a protein of 163 amino acids. Gene Ontology annotation, cellular component: extracellular region. Gene Ontology annotation, biological process: multicellular organism development. The record is from RefSeq and is a predicted model, not a curated record. Gene Ontology annotation, molecular function: hormone activity.
AUGGCCAACCGCAGACUAGGCUUUCUGCUACGGCUGCUGCUCACCGUCCACCCUGGAUCCUCGAAGGCCCAGCACUGGUCCCAUGGCUGGUACCCUGGAGGAAAACGAGCUUCCAGCUCAGCCCACCACCCCCAGCAGGUCCCAAGGCUCCUAGGACGGGUCCUGGGCCCCGCAGCAAGUAGCCCAGACCAGACUGCCCAAACUCUCCCAAGCGACGCCCUGGCUCCCCUUGAGAAGAGUGUGCCCUGGGAGGGCAGAACCACAGGCUGGUGGCCCCUCCAUGGGAAGCAGCACCUGGUGCAGACACUGCUGGAAGCUACAGAGCCCGCAGCUGGGUCGUCUAGCUGGCAGGGGCAUCAGUCUGGCGGCAGCGUCAUCCCCCGCAAAACCAGAUUGGGAGGGAUGGGGGCGGACAAGGUCGCAGCUGGGCUGCCAGGUGACCACGGCAUCAGCUGGCAAGACGAACCCCUCCCCCCUGCAGAACGGACGUAA